Eruca vesicaria subsp. sativa (arugula) is the source of this 2199-nucleotide messenger RNA. Lineage: Eukaryota; Viridiplantae; Streptophyta; Magnoliopsida; Brassicales; Brassicaceae. The record is from the annotation of a GenBank genome assembly.
CCACCCAAAAAUCUCCACACUGAUCAUUUCCCAAAACCAUGUCAAUCACCAAAGCCGCCUUCCUCAUCCACCUCCAAACCCUCACCAGAUCCCUCCGCCGCCCCCUCCUCCCCCCUCCUCCCUUCUCCUCCUCCCUCCGCCACUUCUCCUUCGCCACACAAGAAGAAGCCGCCGCCGAACGCCGCAAACGCAAACGCCGUCUCCGCAUGGAACCCCCUCUCAACUCCUUCAACAACAACAGAUCCCCUCAACAACAACAACAACAACAAAUCUCCAGACCAAUCCAAAACCCUAACAUCCCCAAACUCCCCGAAUCCGUCUCCUCCCUCGCCGGCAAACGCCUCGAUCUCCACAACCACAUCCUCAAACUCAUCCGAGAGAACGACCUCGAAGAGGCCGCGCUCUACACUCGCCACUCCGUCUACUCCAACUGCCGCCCGACGAUCUUCACCGUCAACGCUGUCUUGGCCGCGCAGCUGAGGCAAGGGAAGUGCGGACCUCUCUUGCGGUUACAUGGGUUCAUAAAUCAAGCCGGGAUCGCGGCGAAUAUCGUCACUUAUAAUUUGAUUUUCCAGGCUUAUUUUGAUGUUAGGAAGCCCGAUCUUGCGUUGGAGCAUUAUAAGUUGUUCCUUGAUAACGCGCCUUUGAGUCCUUCUGUUGCCACUUUUAGGAUUCUUGUUAAAGGUUUGGUUGAUUAUGAGAAUCUUGAGAAGGCCUUUGAGGUUAAGGAGGAUAUGUUUGUUAGAGGGUUUGUUGCUGAUCCUGUUGUUUACGGCUAUUUGAUGAUGGGGUUUGUGAAGAAAGGGGAUGGUGAUGGUGUGGUUAGGCUUUAUGAGGAGUUGAAGGAGAAGCUUGGUGGGUUUGUUGAGGAUGGGGUUGUGUAUGGGCAGUUGAUGAAAGGGUGUUUUUUGAAGGGGAUGGAGGGAGAAGCUAUGGAGUUUUAUGAGGAAGCUGUUGGUGAGGAGUCGAAGGUGAGGAUGAGUGCUAUGGCGUUUAAUUAUGUGUUGGAGGCUUUGUGUGAGAAUGGGAAGUUUGAUGAGGCUUUGAAGUUGUUUGAUAGGAUGAAGAAGGAGCAUAGUCCACCGAAGAGGUUGGUGUUGAAUUUGGGGAGUUUUAAUGUGAUUGUUAAUGGGUAUUGUGGGGAAGGGAGGUUUGUGGAGGCUGUGGAGGUUUUUUGGCAAAUGGGUGAGUUUAGGUGUAGUCCUGAUACGUUAUCGUUUAAUAAUUUGAUGAAUCAGUUGUGUGAGAAUGGAUUGUUGGCUGAGGCUGAGAAGCUUUAUGGUGAGAUGGAUGAGAAAAAGGUGAAGCCUGAUGAGUAUACUUAUGGUUUGUUGAUGGAUACUUGUUUCAAGGAAGGUAAGAUAGACGAAGGAGCUGCGUAUUACAAGACAAUGGUUGAGUCGGGUUUAAGACCAAACUUGGCGGUGUAUAACCGGCUGCAAGAUCAGUUAGUUAAAGCUGGGAAACUUGAUGAUGCCAAAUCCUUCUUUGAUAUGAUGGUGAGCAAGCUCGAAAUGGACGAUGAGGCUUACAAGUUCAUCAUGAGGGCGUUGAGUGAAGCUGGGAGACUUGACGAUGUGCUUAAGAUUGUGGAUGGGAUGCUGGACGAUGAAUCCGUGAAAGUGAGUGAAGAUGUACAAGAGUUUGUAAAAGGAGAGCUGAGGAAAGAAGGAAGAGAGGAUGAUCUGCAGAAACUGAUGGAUGAGAAGGAGAGAUUGAAAGCUGAGGCAAAGGCGAAAGAGUUGGAAGCAGCUGAAGCGAAGAAGAGGAGUACGAAUAUUACUAUAGCUUCGUUGAUACCUUCAAAACAGGAGGACGAAAAGGGUGAAAAGGUAAAGAUGCUGUGGGAUAAUAACGGUGUUGCUGAAGAAAUCGAUGUGGCGGAUGUGGUGGCUCAAGGAGAAGAAGCUGGUGUGGUGGCUCAAGGAGAAGCACCAGGUGGAUCUAACGGUCUGGCUCCACCGUGAUGAUGAUUGUCGUUUGCUUUUGGAUUUAUUAGUCUUUGUUUUAUGUAAUUAGGGAUUUAGUUGAGACAAUAAGCUUAUGAGCCACCUUUUGGUGUUAUGUCUGGUUUUUGAAAAAUCAUUUUUCAAGCUUGCUUCGUGCUUUCAGAUUUUUUUUUUUUUUUUGAGCAAAACUGAUUCACUUGAUGUUACUCGUAGCUCCAUGGUUCUUUCAUUUAGGAGAUAUCAUUUGCUG